AUGGCCGCCACCGAUCCAGGGGAGCACGUCCGCGCUGGCAGGACGAGCUGGCAGAGCACCCGACACCGGGAGCAGCGAAGCGGGCAGAGCACCGACGGGGAGAGCACCCGGCGUGGGAGCACCGACACGGGAGCACCGUACCGGGAGAGCAGCCGACGCGGGAGAGCACCGACGCGUGGAGAGCACCCGACGCGGGAGAGCACCCGACACGGGAGAGCACCCGACGCGGAGAGCACCGGACGCGGGAGAGCACGCAACACGGAGAGCACCGGACGCGGAGAGCACCCGAACGGAGCACCGGGACGCGGGAGAGCCCGAACGCGGAGAGCAACCGACGCGGAGAGCACCCGACGGAGAGACCCGACUGGAGAGCACCCGACGGGGAGAGCACCGACACGGAGAGCAGCCGGACGGGAGAGCACCGACGGGGAGAGCACCCGACGCGAGAGAGCAGCCGACGCGGAGAGCAGCCGACGCGGGAGAGCACCGACGCGGGAGAGCACCCGCGCGGGAGAGCAGCCGACGCGGGAGAGCACCCGACCGGAGAGCACCCGACACGGGAGAGACCCGACGCGGGAGAGCACCCGACACGGGAGAGCACCCGACGCGGGAGAGCACCGACACGGGGAGAGCACCGAGCGGGAGAGCAACCAGACGCGGGAGAGCACCGACACGGGAGAGCACCCCGGGAGAGCACCCGACGCGGGAGCACCGCGACGGGAGAGCAGACCGACACGGGAGAGCAGGCGACAGGGAGAGCAGCCGAACGCGGGAGAGACACCCGACGCGGAGAGCACCCGACACGGGAGAGCACCCGACGCGGGAGAGCACCGACGCGGAGAGCACCCGGCGGGCAGAGAGCACGACGCGGGAGAGCAGCCGACGCGGGAGAGCACCCGACGCGGAGAGCAGAACGGGGAGGGCAGCCGACACGGAGAGCACCGACGCGGGAGAGCACCCGAGCGGGAGAGCACACGACACGGGAGAGCACCGACGCGGAGAGCACCAGACGGGAGAGCACCCGACACGGGAGAGAUAGGCCAGACGCGGGAGAGCACCACGCGGGAGAGCACCGACGGGAGAGGAGGGCAGCCGACACGGAGAGAGCACCGACACGGGGAGAGCACCAGACGCGGGAGAGCACCGAGACGGGAGAGCACCCGACGCGGGGAGAGCACCGACGCGGGAGAGCACCGACCCGGGAGAGCACCCGAACGGAGGAGAGACCCGACGGAGAGCACCCGAGGGGGGAAGCAGACGCGGGAGAGACCCGACCGGGGAGGGGGGCACCCCGGGGAACGGGGAGAGCACCCGAGGGAGGAGGGGCCGGGGAGCAGCCGAGGGAGAGACCCGCCGGGAGAGCAGGGACACGGGGAGCACCCGCCCCACCCGGGAAGCAGGCCCCCCAAAGGCCCCCGCGGGGAGAGCACCCGGGCGCGGGAGAGCACCGAAAACGGGGAGCACCACCGGGAACACCCGCCCGGGGGGAGCACCGCCCGGGGGAAGCACCCGCGGGGGCCCCCGGGGGGGGCCCCCGGGGGGGGGGGGAAGCCCACACGGAGGGCACCAAACCGAAGCACCCGACGCGGGAAAGGACCCGCGGGAGAGCACCGCGCGGGAGAGAGCCGACCGGGAGACCCCACCCUAAACCCCGCCGGGGGAGGGGGGGGAACACCCCGCGGGAGAGGGGCCCCGACCGGGAAGCCCCCCGAAGCGGAGAGCCCCCCGCGGGGGAGAGACCCGCCGGGAGAGCACCGCGGGGGAGGCACCCGCGGGAGAGACCGCCCGGGGGAGAGCACCCCGGGAGACACCCGACGGGGGGAACCCCCCCGACGCGGAAGCACCCGGGGGAGGCACCCAAAAGGAGACACCCGCGCGGGAAGCAGCCGCGGGAGAGCCCAACGGGAGAGAGCCGCGCGGGGAGCACCGACGGGGAGCCCCCGGCGGGAGAGAGCCGACAGGGGGAGAGCGCCGACGGGGAGAGCACCCGCCGGGAGAGCACCGGCGGGAGAGAACCACGGGGGAGCCCCGGGGGAGAGCACCGCGCAAGCACCCGGCGGGGGAAAGGGGGACCGACCGGAGAGAAAGGACCGGGAAACCCAAAACACGGUAGACACCCCCACCCAACACCCCCGGAAAAGCACCGGCCGGAAACCCCCCUCAGCUGGAACCACAAAACCCCCCAAACCCCCCAAAACACCCCCCAGACCCCCCCAAACCAACCCAAAAACCCACCGGGAAAAAACCCCACCCGGGGGAAAAACAACCCCCGAACCCCCAGAAAACCCCCCCUUUUCCCCCCCAGACCCCCAGCGGGGGAAGCAGCCACGGGGAGAGACCCGCCGGGGGGGGAAGCCACCGGGGAGAGCCCCCGACCGGGAGGCACCCGACGGGGGAACACCCGACCAAGCACCCCACGGGGACACCCACCGGAACACCCGACCGGGAAGCACCGGCGGAGAGCCCCCGGGCGGGGAGACCCGACGGGGGAGAGACCCCGACCGGAGAGAACCCGGCGGGGGAGAGCCGACACAAGCCCCCGACGGGGAAGCACCCCGGGGGAAAGGAGGCGGGAGAGCACCAAAGGGGAAAGACACGCGCGGGGGAAAGGCACCCGCGCGGGAGAGCACCCGCCGGAGAGCACCGCGCGGGAGAUCACCCGGCGGGAGAGCAGCCGCGGGGGAGAGCACCCGACGCGGGAGAGCACCGACGCGGAGAGCACCGACCGGGAGAGCACCCAGCGGGAGAGCACACAAACGGAGAGCCCCGACACGGGAGAGAACCGGCCGGGAGACCCGAGCGGGAGGAGCACGCGGGAGAGCACCGGGCGGGAGAGCACCCGACGCGGGAGAGCACCCGCGCGGGAGAGCACCCGGGAACCCGACGGGGGAGAGCAGCCGCGCGGGAGAGCAGCCGACACGGGAGAGACCAGACGAGGGAGAGCAGCCUAGGACGGGGAGAGACCACACGUGGAGGCACCCGACACGUGGAGAGCACCGACGCGCACCGAGGCGAGAGCACCCGCGGGGAGAGCACCGACGCGGAGAGCACCGCGCGGGAGAGCACCAGACGCGGGAGAGCACCGACGCGGGAGAGCACGCGGAAGCACCGCGAGAGAGCACCGCGGGGAGAGCACCCGACGCGGGAGAGCACCCGACGCGAGAGAGCACCCGCGCGGGAGCACCAGACCACGGAGAGCACCCGACGCGGGAGAGCACCGGACGCGGAGAGCACCAGAACGGGAGAGCACCCGAGCGGGAGAGACCAGACACGAGAGCACCCGACGCGGGAGAGCACCGCACGAGGGAUAGCACCCGACACUUUGAGAGCACCCGACGCGGGAGAGCACCCUACGCGGGAGAUCACCCGACCCGGGAGAGCACCCGACACGGGAGAGCAGCCGACUGCGGGAGAGCAUCCCGACACGGGAGGAGAAGAGCCGACGCGGUAGAGCACCCGGCGCGGGAGAGCACCCGACGCGGGAGAGCACCCGACACGGGAGAGCACCCGACGCGGGAGAGCACCCGACGCGGGAGAGCACCCGACACGGGAGAGCACCCGACGCGGGAGAGCACCCGACGCGGGAGAGCACCCGACACGGUGAGAGCAUCCCGACACGGAGAGAAGAGCCGACGCGGGAGAGCACCCGACGCGGGGAGCACCCGACACGGGAGAGCACCCGACACGGGAGAGCACCCGACACGGGAGAGCACCGACGCGGGAGAGGCACCCGACGCGUGGAGAUGCAGCCGACGCGGGAGAGCACCCCACGCGGGAGAGCACCCGACACGGGAGAGUAAGAGCCGACGCUGGAGAAGCACCCGACGGGAGAGCACACGGUGA
Molecule: messenger RNA, 3843 nt
Organism: Pecten maximus
Lineage: Eukaryota; Metazoa; Mollusca; Bivalvia; Pectinida; Pectinidae
Product: collagen alpha-1(I) chain-like
Exons: 3
Coding region: 1-3843 (1280 amino acids)
Source: RefSeq, a predicted model, not a curated record